Molecule: messenger RNA, 2184 nt
Organism: Erigeron canadensis
Lineage: Eukaryota; Viridiplantae; Streptophyta; Magnoliopsida; Asterales; Asteraceae
Product: ankyrin repeat-containing protein At2g01680-like
Exons: 4
Coding region: 110-2020 (636 amino acids)
Molecular function (GO): protein binding
Source: RefSeq, a predicted model, not a curated record
AUAAAUAUAUGCACUCCAAGUUACAAAUCCGAGAAACAUUCAUACACCUACUCGAUCUAUUUUUUUGUUCUUUCCAUUCUAAAAUCCUCCACGCAUAUAUACGGGUCUCAUGGAUCAAGAAGCUGAUAACUUGAUCAAGACUAAUUCAGAACUAUAUAAAGCUCUAAUGAUGAAGAAGGAUGACGAAAAGGUGCUUGAGAUAUGUGCAAGCAUCACCAAGGGCCCUCUGCAUACAAUCACGAUACACCAAGACACUGUGAUCCAUAUUGCUGUUUACCACAAGAAAACCAACCUAGCCCUCUCUCUUCUUGAUAUGGUGCCUCACUGCGAUACUCACAGACUCACUUGGCAGAAUAGCAACGGAAGCACCAUCCUUCAUGAAACUGGCACUAACAAUAGUACGGUUAGCGUUGCCAAGGAAUUGCUACGCAGGGCUCCUAUGUUGCUGGGUAUGAGCAACAAGCAAGGUGAGACUGCAUUGUUCUAUGCAGCUCGCCAUGGCAAGUCAAAAAUCUUUAAGUACCUUCAUGAUGAAGUCAUGAGGACAAAUCAAGGACCAGAUAUGAAAACCUUUCUCAUAAGGGAUGAUAAGUCCACCAUCCUGCAUCUUGCCAUUCUUAGCAGAAACUACUGGAUGGCACAUGAAAUAGCGAUCAAGCAUAAACGUUUAAUUUAUGAAAAGGAUGAAGACGAGAUGACCCCCCUUCAACUUCUUUCAUGCCGUCAACUGAAUCUUUUGCCCAAGAGAUACAUCACUCGCAAGAUAUAUAAUUUAAUUGACCCAAAUGUGGAAGACACUAGCCAGAUGUUGUCAUUUCUAAAAAAAAUGCGCAAAAACAAGUUUAGAUAUGAAUGGGGAAUGAAACUAAUAAAGUUGCUGGUAAAAGAAGACACAUCAUGGGAAAAUACUGAAGCAAGGGUUGGAAAGCACAGAGUCAAGUUCCAUGAAUAUGGAAAGAAAACAUCCACAACUCAAGCAGAAAAAAUAACAACGAUUGAAGCCGGAAUUCGAUUGCCUCAUACGCCGUUACUGUUAGCAACUAAACACGGGUGUACGGAGAUUGUUGAGGAGAUACUCCAACAGUACCCUCAGGCAAUAGAACAUAUCGAUCAAGAUGGUCGCAAUAUUUUACAUGUAGCAAUCAUGAACCGUAACCAUGAAGUUUUUGAAUUGUUGAUGAAUAAGAAGUAUACGACAGAGAGAUUGAGGGGGAAGAUCGAUAACGAUGCAAAUACAUUGUUGCAUAUGGUUGCUAAAGAGAUACCAGAUGUUGAUGCAGAGUUAAGAGGACCUGCAUUCGUUCUUCAAGAUAAUAUCCGUAUGUUUAAGAAAGUGGAAGGUAUAUGUACAACCUUGGAUAGAAUGAAACGUAACUCCAAAUCAAAGACUGCCGAGGAAGUCUUUAAUGAGCAUUACAAUCAACUCCGCGCGGACGCCAAAGAGUGGAUGCUUGAGAACUCGAAAAACUACACAGUUGUGGCAGUGUUGAUUGCGACUGUUGCCUUUGCUGCUGCGUACACGGUACCGGGGGGUCUAGAUCCUAACACGGGUCAACCAGUUCUCAAGAAAAAAACGUUGUUCUUCUAUUUUACGGUGGCGGAUGCAGUGUCGCUCUCUGCAGCUCUGACGUCAGUCAUCAUGUUUCUCAAUAUAAUUACAUCGUCGUAUAGGUUUAAGGAUUUUGAGAAAUCUCUUAUUUGUAAGAUGAAUUCAGGACUUACAAUGUUGAUGAUCUCUGUCGCGAUGUUGAUGGUGGCAUUUGCAGUGACACUUAUUCUAACCAUAACUAGUGGCAGAGAAUGGACUGACAUCACCUUGUAUGCGGUCUCCUUCUUCCCGGUACUUGUUUUCAUAUUCUCGUAUUUUGAGUUUCAGAAGAUACAACUUUUGUCUCCCCUUCGGAAAUCCAAACAUAUCAUACGAAACAUUCUCUCCAAGUUUAGUGAUCCAAAACCUGCAGUUUGGUAUUCUGGAGUACGAGCUAGGACUACUCCUCCUCCUCCUCCAGCGAUUAUUUAAUGUGAUAACCAUUUAAUUAACAUGUCGUAAUUGUUGUAUUAAUAAGUUUUCAUCCGCUUUAAUCGUUCAUUAUUACUUCUGUAAUUAAGUUUAUGUUGAUAUAUGUGAUACGACAUGUACAUGUUACACGAAUUUUUAUCAAAUAAGAAUAAGCUGUUGGUCAA